This is a messenger RNA of Sclerotinia borealis F-4128, 1083 nucleotides long. Lineage: Eukaryota; Fungi; Ascomycota; Leotiomycetes; Helotiales; Sclerotiniaceae. The record is from the annotation of a GenBank genome assembly.
AUGAUGGCAUCGAGAAGAAGUAUUCACAUCCAACCAGAAUUUGAUUAUGGACGUUCAUUUCCCACGAGUCUACCGGAUUCAGCGAGAAGGUAUGCGGACAAAUUGGCAAAAAGAGAGAACAGAGGGCUAACCAGCAGGAGCACAUAUUCCACCGGCAAUCGCGCGAGUUUCGAUGGCCCAUUUUAUCCAAAUAUCAGCGCAUCAUACGCCCCGAGUCUUAGUGCUUCGCCUUACGCCUCUAUCACUGCACCGAUGAACUCGAGGCCCCUGGUCCGUCCGGAUCCAAUUUAUGGAUCCAAUGCUUAUAGCAUUGGUUCAUCGUCAAAUGUAUACGGAACCGCAGGACCAGGUUAUGGUUCAUACGCAAGUCAAGGUCCAAGUUGGGAGCCCCAAGGUAGGGUUUCGCCCGAGCCUUACAUGGACGAAUCUUAUGUUGCGUCUCCCAGCCCAACGGACUAUGCACUUGAGUCCGCUCCUCGGUCAUCCGGAGAAGCCAGAAGUGUUGGAAAAGGCCAUUCCCAAAGGCGACCAUCUAACAGGGAUGAAUUUGAUGGACCCCAUCAAUUCUUACAACGGCCGCCCCCGGAAUACAUUGCCCAGCAGGAGAGAGACUUGCCGCAUCUGCCAACAAACCUUGUGGUACAGGAACAGGACAGUGUCCUAACUAGCGUUAAUGACAGGCUGUCACAGUGCGCUUUCGACUUUGUUGCCAAGUACCAGUUUCCAAUUCCUCUGAGUGAUAGCUGUCGGCCUGUGGAACGACCACAGGACCGAGAAUGGACGGAGUGGGUAUACCUUCUAAAACGUCUUGCCACCAAGAGACGCAUACCUGCCCGGGUGUUGUACAAUGGCCAGAUAAAGCAGUUUGUUACCAUCUUGGAAAACAGCCUAGAGAUGAGACAUGCCGCAAAGCAUCAAUCACGCCCGUUAAAAGAUGACAGGAAUAUCCUCCAAUUGAUCUCUGCAGGAAUACAGGUUGCCAAAAUUUUGAAGGACGCGGAGGCUAUGUCUUACCUGGACCGAUUAUACGUUACAACAGAGCAGCAAAUUCAAGAAAGGAGUGCAAGCCGCUUCCGUCCUUGA